AGCCCGGUAAUUUAAAGUACAUAACCUAUGAAAACAAUCAAUUUAAAUUAUUUUAAAGAUAAUUAUAAUUUACUUUUUUAACUAUACACACUAUGAACGAUUGUAUUUUUAACUGUGAUAAAACCAAUGACGAGGCGUUGUAUCUAGAUUUUCAAUCAAACUUUAUAUUUUACCUCCCAGAAAAGGUUAUUCCAAACAUUUAUUUAGGUAAUGACAUUUAUAAUAUAGAAGCUGUUAUGGAAGAAAUCGAUGUUGUGAUAAGUGCAAUACAAAAAGAAUGGUUUUUCCUCCAAUCUAUACCAACCACUAACAUUCUGCAACCUGAUGAAGAUGUAUUGUACUCAAGAAACUUAAUAAAUUCAUCAUUUCAUGGUAUAAAAGAAUCUCUUAUAAUGUGCCGUUGUCCUAUGAGAGAAGACAGGUAUAAGAAGAUGAUUAUGGAGGAAUUAAAAUGUAUUUACAACACCAUACUUCCUGUAAAAAGUAUGAAAGAGGAUUUCGUUGUUCAAAUAUCAUCAGUGAAAGAAAGUGAUGCAAAAACUCCAGUAAAUCAGUAUUUUCAUACAUUUUUAGAGAUACAGUAUCAUUUGCUGUUCUUGACUUAUAAAUGUGAGUUAUCAGCUUUUGCUGUGGAAGACUUUCUUGGAAAAAUCAUGGAAAACUUCAUUCACAUAAGUAAGAAAAAUUACAAGAGACAAACUAAAGUUUUUACAUGUCCUUGUCUAAGGAAAUUCUGGCUAAUAAUGCAGCUCUUCACAGAAAAGAUUAAAAAUGGUGAGAUGUUUUGGAAUAUAUUUAAUAAACAAUUGGAACAUGAGGAUUCAUUGUUUACACUAUGGCUUUUGACACAAAUAUCGGAAUUGCAACUGAUAAACGAAUCAUUCCAAAAUAGUGGUAAUAGUUGUCCAAGAAUAAGGCCAAAUUAUGAUUUAUUACAAAAUAAACUAAAAACAGUACUAUCAAACGAAGAUUCAGAUACAUUAUCUAAGCUUUUUAAACUAAUAAUCCCAUUACUAACAAAUUACUGGCUAAAACACGCAAGAAUAGAAGUAUAUCAAACUCUAUGGGAUUUCUACAGUAAAAGACUGAAUAUCUCAAAAAAGAGCUAUUCAAAUUUAUCAGCCUUAGACUUAGACGCAGCUCUUACCAACAUUUUGUCUUCUCCCGACAAAUGUACGGAAGAUUUUGAACAAUUUCUAGCGAUUCUAAUUUGUCAUUUGAGGGAGUACCCAAAUCAUUGGGGCAAAAUGAAAGGUCGGAUGUACUCCCAAUUGGGCCCGCACAAAUUAAAAGACCUAAAUGAUAAUGGAAUAGUGCAUGUGACGUUUUUGUUCUCAGCUUUGAGCCAUUUCAAUUAUGAAGAAUUAUCUAAGAAGAUUCUUAUGUUCUUUGAGGGAAUGUCACAAGAAAAAAGAAAUAAUCCGUUAAUUUGGAAUGUCUAUUUAUGCUUUGUAUUUAUGCAAGUAAGAAGAGGUACUACGCUAGACAAAACAGCACCCAUCAUGUUAUCAUGGCUACAAGAGGCUUCAUUGGACCAUACCAACCACCAUCUGAUAAAACUGUUUAUAUCGAAUUUUGGACACAUUUUGAACUUCAGUCCAAACAUGAUGUUACAUCAAUGGACCUUCAUCAAUUCUUGGUUAAUAAAAUAUUUGUCAUUUUGCUAUCACAAAGAUAUGACAUCUACGUUGGAAGUGAUAUUAAGUGUAUUAGAGAAAGUAGAGAAUCCGGACUCAUGGCCUUUUUGGAUAAGGGUUUUUAGGGAUUUUGUGUAUCCAGUUAUCAAGCAACUAUCAUGUGUCCAUAAUGCUCCAAAAACUAUAGGAACGAUUGCUGGUAAACUGCAUUUGCUCAUCCCACAUUCAUCAACAGAAAUAUUUAGUUAUUUUACCAGUGAUAUCGUACCUCCACAAAUAGCAUUGAGCUUCUUGACAAUAGUUUUGGAAGACUAUCCCAGUACAUGUAUCUUAAAUGCUCAACAGGAAACUGAUGUCAUCCAGUGUUGGAUCAAAGUGUGCUUGCUUUCCUCAGAACCUUAUUCCGCAUUGACAAAAAUUGUAACAAAAUUUGACACUUUUCCCAUGCAUCUUAAGACAUAUAUUAAUUCUUCAGAUGAUCCUUUAAGAGCACUUGUUGAGUAUUUGGGAAGUGACAUUAAAACCCAUCUUCAAUCUAGUAGUAUUCAAAAAUUCUGUGACAUCUGUUUUGGUAACAUUGAUAAAUGGUUGCCUCAAUAUUUAAACUACCCGGAAAAUGAAUCUGUAGUAUUUAAAGUCUACAUCUCUAUAUCACUUGCUUUCUUGCAGUGUGGAGCUUUGCUGUAUAAUAGAAAUAAAAGUACUAGUCCAUUAACAAGACUAGUACAGUGUAUGUUGCUGUCUUCUGAUUUUUUGUUAGGAAAACCCCCACAUGAAUACGUUCUAAACUCUAUAAAGAAAACCUGGCACAUAUUUUAUGAAUCUAUAUUGAAACUGAAAACUGAGUCAGAUAUGUAUAUAGAUAGGACUCUAAGAGAUAUGUUGACUAAAUACAUGCCUCAUUUUCCUUCUACUAAUUCUCCCGUCUUAAAAUGCAUCGAAAACGAAAUCACAGCUGAUGUAAUAUUGGAAAAGAUCUGCACCUCAUAUUUUAAACACCCAGUUAAAGAAUCUGAAAGCAAUUUGUUAAAAGUUAUAAAAAUGUUGAACGAUAUAGUUCAAUGUACUACAUCAGUUACGUUGUUAAGACUCAUUAUAACUAAGACUCUUUGUGGACUAUUUGAACUUGUUAUUAUGCAUUCACAAAGGAGUGUAGCCAUAAAUUUGAUCAAAGUCAUCACUCAGUCCCCUCUUUAUCCACAGGUCAGGACAGAAUUUGCUUCCAGUAUUGUAAGUACUACUGAGAAGCAUCUAGGCUUUAAUGCUAAUAAUUAUUUUCAACUAAUGUAUAUUUUGGUCAAAUUUAUACCCAGUGAUGUAAGUGGAGUGUUGGAGAAAAUAGGCGAACAAGUUACUUCCAUUGAAAAGUUACGAGGAGUGGGUUAUGAUUAUAAUCUUAGAUCGCAAUUAGAAAAGUUAAGGACUACUGUGAAAGAUGUGAAUCAGUGAUAUUUUAAUUUGUAUAGAUUUUUAAUGUAUAUUUUUUAUUUAAUAAAUACCAAAAUAUUAG
Messenger RNA from Diabrotica virgifera virgifera (western corn rootworm), 3147 nucleotides. RefSeq lists its product as uncharacterized. Gene Ontology annotation, biological process: double-strand break repair via homologous recombination; replication fork processing. NCBI's taxonomy places the organism in Eukaryota, Metazoa, Arthropoda, Insecta, Coleoptera, Chrysomelidae. The coding region runs from base 93 to 3086 and encodes 997 amino acids. Gene Ontology annotation, cellular component: nuclear replication fork. The record is from RefSeq and is a predicted model, not a curated record. The transcript has 2 exons.